Molecule: messenger RNA, 2454 nt
Organism: Babesia microti strain RI
Lineage: Eukaryota; Apicomplexa; Aconoidasida; Piroplasmida; Babesiidae
Product: phosphatidylinositol 3-kinase
Exons: 1
Coding region: 1-2454 (817 amino acids)
Biological process (GO): autophagy of peroxisome; endocytosis; autophagosome assembly
Cellular component (GO): phosphatidylinositol 3-kinase complex, class III, type II; cytoplasm; phosphatidylinositol 3-kinase complex, class III, type I
Molecular function (GO): 1-phosphatidylinositol-3-kinase activity
Source: RefSeq, a predicted model, not a curated record
AUGUCAAGCAGUGAAAGUAAUACGGCAAGGCGAUUAAACAUAUCCUCAUUGGUCUUGUUUAAGAAAGAUUCGCUCUGCCUAGAAGACUUUAAAAUAUCGGCAUUUCAGCACGGCAAGCGCCUUUCCAUUUUGGACGCCUCCAGCCGUACUUAUACACUCUCUGAUACUGUAAAUAACCAUACUCACGCUGGAAAGGAUCUCCCUAAAGUUAAAUUCAGAAACUUGGAUUUUUUGGGUGACUCAUCGCAUUUAUAUUCGGUGCUAAUAAACUCCCACAUCACCUAUUACGACCCAUAUAAACCCAUCAUAAUCAUUGUUUCAUCAGUGAAUGGCGAUACAUCGGUACCAGUGGCCUUUGGCCAGUACGUACCUGUCAAUCAGAAUAACAUAUUUCUUGAGUAUGUAAAUGAAAAUACUGAUACUAUUGAAGCCAUGGAGGAGGCUCUUGAGGCAAAUUGGAGUUGCAGUGCUCCAAUUUGUUGCUGCAGGGGACAUGUAUUGUGUCUGAACCAUGUCACAAAUUUCAAAAAACAAUUUGGAAUACUACUUAAAAGGAUCGAGUCCAGAAAUGUUUAUAACAGGCAUCAAUUGAUUAGGAUGGCAUCAAAACUUGGUAGGUUCAUUCAGUUUGCUAAUAAUAGGAAGAUUUGCCAAGGAUAUCACAAUGUUUUUGGUGUUUUGACAGAAAGAUCGAGUGAGUAUGACGGCGAAGCCUUUUUUGUGGAUGAAAUGGACACGCUGGACAGGUAUUCUCUCAUUAAUUGCCCUAUUGCUGACUUAUCCUUUAAGCAAUGGAACAAUAACAGCAUCAUACGAAUAGAUAUGAAUAAUAAUCAACCACUAAAGUAUUUGCUAUCAAUUCCAUUGCACGGAAUUAAGAAUUUUGAUGAGUUUUUUACCGCAGUUUUUGAUGUUUCUAGGCGGUUUUUACAGGAAAGUCCAUUUAUAAAGUCCCUAAUAUUUAAGAAUGUAAAGUGCCUAUCUAAUUAUCAUCAAGCCUUGCCUGUGUUUUUACGCGCAGUAGAUUGGUCUAGAGAAUCAGAGUUUGCCUUACAUUGGCUAUCGUGUUGGAAUCCGCCAGGUAUGGCCCAAAUUCUAGAUUUACUUGGCAGAGACUUUUCAUCUUUACCCCGAAAAGGAUCCUUAGAUCCAUCGGCUAUAAUAAGACAAUAUGCCGUAAGUAUACUAGACAAAAUGGAUUCUCUGCAACCCUUUAUCUCGCCACUCGUGUUAUCUCUAAAGUUGGAGUCGCAUAAGGGACCAUUAUCAACUUAUUUACUAAAAAAAUGCUCUAAUGACUUCAAACUGGGAUGUAAAUUUUACUGGUCACUUUUAUGCUGCAAAGACUUGGAUGAUAAAAUACUUGAAACAUUCAUGCAAUCUUGCAGCGAAUCGUUAUACGAAGCAAUAAAACUUCAGCAUGCGUUUAGAGAUAACUUGUUGGAAUUGGUGUAUGAAAUUAAGGAUAUUUGGUCUGCUAGGGAUAAGAACAGGCGUUUAAAUGAGAUGAAGUCAUUUGACAAGUUGUCCAAAUUGAUAUUGUCCUGUUCUAACGAAUGCCCUUUUCCUCUCAACCCAGAUAUUUCAAUUCAGGGAAUUGUGACUAAAAAGUGUUAUGUAAUGAAAUCUCACCAGUAUCCCAUUCAUGUAACUUGUAAGACUGAGACAGGGGACAAGUCUUUCAUAUUUAAACACGGUGAUGACCUAAGACAAGAUCAGCUAAUAACUGAAAUGAUCAACAUAUUUGAAAUGAUAUCCAACGACACUGCCAUAGAUUUUUCGCUCAGUAAUUACCAGGUUUUGCCCUUUUCGGACUCUGAUGGAAUAGUUGAGUUUAUCUCAGAUACAACCCCCAUGUCAUCGGUGCUUAAGUUGCCGGGUGGCAUAGCUGAGUAUCUGGAAUUAAUGGAUAAGUCUCAAGAUCAACUGAUUAAGCUUCCAGUGUUUAAAAACUUCGUUAACAGCUUAGCAGCCUAUUCGAUGAUUACUUACUUCUUCAACGUAGGGGAUCGGCACCUAGACAACUUGUUACUACAUGUGAGUGGUAAUGUUAUGCACAUUGAUUUUGGGUACAUGUUUGGAGCCGAUCCCAAGCCUUUCGUUAAUGCCCACUUUAGAAUAUGUUCAGAAAUUGUUUCUUUUAUUGGUGGUGUGAAUAGCCUCGGUUUUGAGAUGUUUCGCUCAGCAUGCCAUUGCAUGUUUUCGAUACUGCGCAAGCAUGCCAAUCUGAUCUUUGCUAUUCUAUACAACUACUCAUUUGCCGAGCUUAGGAAUUUUACAUCGACAGACUGCCACAAUUACAAGAAGAAGAUGGAGGAUAUGGCCAAGAGGCUCAUGAUAGGAGAAGAGAUUGAUAUUAAAGCAUACGUUGACAAGUUGAUUGAUGAGUCAAUAAAUUCCAUAACACCUACUAUCAUGGAUAAGGUCCAUAGGCUUGCACUCUAUUUAAAAUGA